Messenger RNA from Telopea speciosissima, 726 nucleotides. RefSeq lists its product as uncharacterized. The transcript has 4 exons. Lineage: Eukaryota; Viridiplantae; Streptophyta; Magnoliopsida; Proteales; Proteaceae. The record is from RefSeq and is a predicted model, not a curated record. The coding region runs from base 1 to 726 and encodes 241 amino acids.
AUGGAAGGUGGGGCCACUAGACCGAAACAACGUUUGGCUGGGAAUGGUACAAAUGUGACCACAUGCCCUAUGGUUACUGUGGAGAUUUGUAGGGCCAUAGCUAAAGCCAUGAGCGGACAGCAGCAGAGGAGGGCAGAAAAGGAGAAGGGGUGGAUAGAGGCAGAGGCUAGAGAUUUUUGGCGGGCACAAACGAGGAGCAAAGCCACUUUUCAUGAGGAGCAGGAUAGACACAGAGGUCUAGGGGGAAGAGCUGAAACAGGAGCUAUAGAUGGCCUGAAGGGGAUGUGGGAGAACUACGGCAUGAGGAUCAUGUACGAUGGUUGGACUAGUCCCACGAGAAAGUCCAUCAUCAACUCCAUGGUUUACUAUGACAGUAGGGCAGUAUUCCUCAAAUCUGUGGAUGCAUUCAAGGAGAAAAAUGAUGCAAAAUACAUUUAUAGGUUACUAGAGGAUGUGGUCCUGGAGGUGAGUGGAGAACGUCGUCCAGCCCAUUGCAUUGACAUCAUGUUGAAGGACAUGGAGAAGUUAAAAUUGGUGCAGAGUGUGGUUGAGAGAGAGACAGAUGAGCACCUUGUCUACAGCCAUGGGUUUGCACUGCAACUUCUAAGGAGCAAGUAUGGUGGGGAAUUGGUCAAGCCCGGUGUCACUAGAUUCGCCACAAACUACAUUGCACUGAAGAGCUUUGAGGCGAAGAAGGUCAACCUCAGAUCUAUGUUUGCAUCUUAA